CCCGCCCCCCGUCCAAUGCUGAGCUCAGUCUGCGUCUCGUCCUUCCGCGGGCGCCAGGGGGCCGGCAAGCAGCAGACCGCACAACCGCCGCAGCCUCCCGACUCCCCUCCGCCGCCGCUGCCGCCGCCGCCGCUGCAGCAGCAGCAGCAGCUGCCUGCGCAGCCCGGCCCCGCCGCGUCCCCGGCGGGCGCCCCGGCAUCCCGCGGGCCCGGGGACCGGCGCGCCGAGCCAUGCCCCGGGCUGCCGGCGGCGGCCAUGGGGCGGCACAGCGGCGGCGGUGGCGACAGCGGCAAGAUCGUGAUCAACGUGGGCGGCGUGCGCCAUGAGACGUACCGCUCGACGCUGCGCACCCUCCCGGGGACGCGGCUGGCCUGCCUGACGGAGCCCGAGGCGGCGGCGCGCUUCGACUACGACCCCGGCACCGACGAGUUCUUCUUCGAUCGGCACCCGGGCGUCUUCGCCUACGUGCUCAACUACUACCGCACCGGCAAGCUGCACUGCCCGUCCGACGUGUGCGGGCCGCUGUUCGAGGAGGAGCUCGGCUUCUGGGGCAUCGACGAGACCGACGUGGAGGCCUGCUGCUGGAUGACCUACCGGCAGCACCGCGAUGCCGAGGAGGCGCUCGACUCCUUCGAGGCGCCCGACUCCGCGGGCGGCGCCAAUGCUGCCAACGCCGCGGGCGCCCACGACGCGGGCCUGGACGACGAGGCGGGCGUGGGCGGCGGCGGCCUGGACGGCGCGGGCGGCGAACUCAAGCGCCUCUGCUUCCAGGAAGCGGGCGGCGGCGCCGGGGGACCGCCAGGGGGCGCGGGCGGCGCAGGCGGCACGUGGUGGCGCCGCUGGCAACCUCGCGUGUGGGCGCUCUUCGAGGACCCCUACUCGUCGCGGGCAGCCAGGUAUGUGGCCUUCGCCUCCCUCUUCUUCAUCCUCAUCUCCAUCACCACCUUUUGCCUGGAGACCCACGAGGGCUUCAUCCACAUCAUCAACAAGACGGUGACGCAGGCCUCCCCGAUCCCUGGGGCGCCCCCGGAGAACAUCACCAACAUCGAGGUGGAGACGGAGCCCUUCCUGACCUACGUGGAGGGCGUGUGCGUGGUCUGGUUCACCUUCGAGUUCCUCAUGCGCAUCACCUUCUGCCCGGACAAGGUGGAAUUUCUCAAGAGCAGCCUCAACAUCAUCGACUGCGUGGCCAUCCUGCCCUUCUAUCUCGAGGUGGGCCUGUCGGGCCUCAGCUCCAAGGCCGCCAAGGACGUGCUGGGCUUCCUGCGGGUCGUCCGCUUCGUGCGCAUCCUGCGCAUCUUCAAGCUCACGCGGCACUUCGUGGGGCUGCGCGUGCUGGGCCACACGCUGCGCGCCAGCACCAACGAGUUCCUGCUGCUCAUCAUCUUCCUGGCGCUGGGCGUGCUCAUCUUCGCCACCAUGAUCUACUACGCGGAGCGCAUUGGCGCCGACCCGGAUGACAUCCUGGGCUCCAACCACACCUACUUCAAGAACAUCCCCAUCGGCUUCUGGUGGGCCGUGGUUACCAUGACAACCCUGGGCUACGGAGACAUGUACCCCAAGACGUGGUCGGGGAUGCUGGUCGGGGCGCUGUGUGCCCUGGCGGGGGUGCUCACCAUCGCCAUGCCCGUGCCCGUCAUUGUCAACAACUUUGGCAUGUACUACUCGCUGGCCAUGGCCAAGCAGAAGCUGCCCAAGAAGAAGAAUAAACAUAUCCCCCGGCCCCCGCUGCCCGGCUCACCCAAUUACUGCAAGCCCGACCCGCCAUUGCCGCCCCUGCCUCCCCCUCACCAUGGCAGUGGUGGUAUCAGCCCCCCGCCUCCCAUCACCCCGCCCUCCAUGGGGAUGACGAUGGCCGGGGCCUACCCUCCGGGGCCCCACUCGCACCCCGGGCUGCUCAGGGGGGGAGCGGGUGGGCUCGGGAUCAUGGGGCUGCCCCCUCUGCCAGCCCCUGGGGAGCCCUGCCCGUUGGCUCAGGAGGAAGUGAUUGAGAUCAACCGGGCAGAUCCCCGCCCCAACGGGGACCCAGCAGCAGCUGCGCUCGCCCAUGAGGACUGCCCAGCCAUCGACCAGCCCGCCAUGUCCCCGGAAGACAAGAGCCCCAUCACCCCUGGGAGCCGGGGCCGCUACAGCCGGGACCGAGCCUGCUUCCUGCUCACGGACUACUCCCCUUCCCCUGAUGGCUCCAUCCGGAAAGCCACCGGUGCUCCCCCACUGCCCCCCCAGACUGGCGUAAGCCAGGCCCCCCAAGCUUCUUGCCCGACCUCAACGCCAACGCUGCGGCCUGGAUAUCCCCCUAGUGGACGAACCCCCUCCCCCCGGGCUCUUGUCACCGCCUGAGGCCUCGAGAGACCCUCGGCCCCCCCUGCCCCUUCCCCCCAGGUUACGAGAAAUCCCGCAGCCUGAGCAGCAUCGCGGGCCUGAGCGGGGUGUCCCUGCGCCUCGCGCCCCUAGCCACUCCCCCCGGCUCUCCCAGGGCCGCCCGCCGCGCUCCCCCAACCUUGCCC
Messenger RNA from Myotis myotis, 2507 nucleotides. It is a transcript of the gene KCNC3, whose product is annotated as potassium voltage-gated channel subfamily C member 3. The record is from RefSeq and is a predicted model, not a curated record. Gene Ontology annotation, cellular component: voltage-gated potassium channel complex; dendrite membrane; neuronal cell body membrane. Gene Ontology annotation, molecular function: delayed rectifier potassium channel activity; protein binding. Gene Ontology annotation, biological process: protein homooligomerization; potassium ion transmembrane transport. NCBI's taxonomy places the organism in Eukaryota, Metazoa, Chordata, Mammalia, Chiroptera, Vespertilionidae.